AUGGACCAUCCACCAACGCUUUCACCUACUGGACUUUUAGCCGCCAUCAUCCACCUCAAUUACGACUACAUUUUUUUGCCUUUCAAGCAAGCUGGACCAAGAAGAUCUUUCAAAUCUUUCACCACAGCCGUUAUCUGCCCGCUUCCCCUCUUGGUCACCCCCCAAUGGUUGUCAUCAGUCGUUACUCGCAACAACUAUCUAUACUUUCCAUUUGUGGCCGGUACAUUCAACGUAUCAUCUUCAAACCCACUUCAUAAUUUUCUUUCACUUUCAACACCGCUUCUCGGUUCCUAUCUGAUUAUUACUCAAGAGCAACUCAUCAAAGUCGAAUAUCGUUCUUACUCAACCUCCAUUCAUUGUACUGGCUUCAAUCGCGUGCAAGAUUUAGCCUACGACAUACGUGUCACAGGUUUCAGUACCCCAUCUUUCAAGAUUGAGCCAGGUACUGUAUGCUUGCUGCGGGGUGCUUUCUUUCCCACCAACACCAAUGAAACGCACAAGGACGAACUGUUUUUUGAAGCUUCUGACCGGCUCAUUCUUGGCCCUGCUGAUGAUUUCUCUGUCGAUUUGGACAACUCCAUCGGUUUCACUGGUAUUGGCAGAGUCAUUUCUGUCGAUUUCAAAGUUGAAGAAUGUAUGCAAUACCUUAAGUCUAAACCUACUGAUCCCGACAAAGUCACCCUGAUCGUGAUUGUUCAACAUUGUGAUUUUCACCCUCAAACCAAGAAACCCAGAUCAAUGACGAUUGAGUAUUGCAUCCCCCCAUUCAAACAUCUUGGGGGAUCACCACAAAUUGUUAAAGAAGGCCGCGAAUGUCAAUUCCACGGUUACGUGAAGGAUUUCAAUGAAAUCACCUUCCGCUACGUUGUCAUCGUAAACAAAGUUUCUCCUACAUCUGGUCAUUUGGAGUUGACUCCUAAUCGCAGCUCUGGCCAAGCUAGCAAGCAGGCCAAUUCCGCUGGACGCUCUAAGGCAAAGUUUUCGUCCCGUGCUCCAAGCACCCCUUUCAAGUCCCCCAUGACGCCAUCCGAAUCAAGUCCCAACUUGCCAUUUGGUCCUUCGGACACUACCCCGUCAUCCAUGGCAUCCACCUCUGGAACUUUGGUGGGCAGCCAACUACCCGAUCCACCAGCUACUCAACCUCCCAAGAAAAGAGCUCGCGCUCCACCCAAAAGAAAGGCGACAAAGGAAGUUGUCAUUCCCAACUCAGACGAAUUUUAA
Molecule: messenger RNA, 1221 nt
Organism: Melampsora larici-populina 98AG31
Lineage: Eukaryota; Fungi; Basidiomycota; Pucciniomycetes; Pucciniales; Melampsoraceae
Exons: 8
Coding region: 1-1221 (406 amino acids)
Source: RefSeq, a predicted model, not a curated record